Drosophila eugracilis is the source of this 1108-nucleotide messenger RNA. RefSeq names its product S-adenosylmethionine sensor upstream of mTORC1 (gene Samtor). The record is from RefSeq and is a predicted model, not a curated record. The transcript has a single exon. NCBI's taxonomy places the organism in Eukaryota, Metazoa, Arthropoda, Insecta, Diptera, Drosophilidae. Gene Ontology annotation, biological process: negative regulation of TORC1 signaling. The coding region runs from base 87 to 995 and encodes 302 amino acids.
UUCCUCACUUGUCGACCCUCUCACAUACCUAAUACACGCGACUCAACCAAAACAAUUCGGAUCUCGAUCCAUCAAACGCUUCCAGAAUGGCCACGGAGGAGCACCAGCGUCUGGCGAGUAUCGUGAAAAGCUGCCACGAAAGUCUGCGGCAGCUGACGAAGGAACAUGGGGCCACGGUGGCCUGGCAGGAGCACACGAGUCCAAGAAACGCCAAGCGUCUAGCGGAGUAUGCCAAGGCCAUGAGACAACUGGCGGCCAUAUGGGAGGCCAACGAGGAUAACGUGGAACUGCAGGCUCGAAGCCGAAUAAAGUGGGCGAUCGACUAUAUCACCAAAUACUUCUUCACGGAGGGAAUCUAUCUGCAGAAGCGACAGCGAGAGCAGCGCCUUCUGGAAUCCUACAGAUGCGAGGGGAAACUGGGCGAGGUGGAGUGCCGCUUGAUGGAGGAACCACCAGACAGACUUCAUGUCUUGGAUGUAGGCAGCUGUUUUAACCCCUUUUCCAGUACCCCCUACCUAGACGUCACUGCCCUGGAUCUAUGCCCUGCCACAGAAGAUGUGCUGCAGGCUGAUUUCCUCAAGGUGGAUGUGCUGCCCGGAAUAGAGGAACCGGGUCUUGAGGCGGGCAGCGUGAGGAGCCUCCCAGCGAGCCACUACGAGUGUGUCAUAUUCAGCUUGCUGCUGGAGUAUAUGCCCACAGCCGAACAACGGUUGCAGUGUUGCCGCAAAGCCUACGAUUUGCUCCUGCCUGAGGGCAUCCUCGUGCUAAUUACACCCGACUCCCAACAUGUUGGCAAGAACGCCCACCUUAUGAAGAACUGGCGCUACUCCCUAGCCCGGAUUGGCUUGCUUCGGGUGCGCUUCGAGAAGCUACCACAUAUAUCGUGUAUGGUGUUCCGUAAGGCCAUCAGCCGGGAGCUCUCCCAGCACUGGGCGAGCAUUCACCGGGAGGAGGGCAUGUGCGAGGAAAUCCGGAUACCACAGGACGAUAGUUAGAUAAGAUACAAGCCUCAUAAAUCGAUGUAAAUAUGUCCGUGUCUACUUAUUUAUGGCUUAACUUAUCUGUGUUAAGUGCGAGUUAAUAAUAAUGGUUGACGAUUUAUCUACUA